GGCUGUCGUGUGUGCGCUAUCUGUGGUGCUGAAGCUGCGCGUGCCUCUGAGGUUGCUACCAUACAAAUCCACCCGAGCAUCCUUCCGCGAGAGCUCCAGCAGCGAGGGAUGGUUUGCGGUCGACGCUAGGAGAGAUUCAGGAUGUUUCUGCCAGCUCUGGUGAUGUAAUGCGUCUUUUUUCUGUAUCUGCUGACGUUCUCCGGGUUAUUUCUCGUUUUUUUCUGUAAGUGCUGCACACGGCAGACGCGCCUGAAAGCCCAUUUUUCCCUCGGCUCGUCGUGUCUCCGGUGCCGCCUGCCCUGCCUCCUUCGCCGCUCCGUCCUGCAUCCUUUAUGCACAGCACGCUGCUCCGGUCCUCCCCAACAAAGCACACCUUCGUGUCCGAGCACCAUGGCCCGCUCCAGCCGCUUUCACUGAGAGACAUGGAAGCCAAACAGCACCAGAUAAAGAGCCUGAAAAGCUACCCGGAGACCGGCGGUCGGAGCCUGGCAGCGGCCGCCGGAGGAGACGGAGGAGGGGGGUAUCGAGCCGGCUCAGCUGAAAUGGAGAUGGACUCGAAGAUCCAGAAAGCCAUCGAGUUCAAGGCGGAGGGCCAUCGCUGCUACAAGGAGAAGAAGUUCCGGGAAGCGAUAGGCAAGUACCACCGGGCGCUGCUGCAGCUCAAAGGGGUUCAUGUCGUGGACGGCACUACGGGCUCCGAGGUCAACCUGCUCAGCCAAGCCGCGGCCAAGCUGACCGAGGAGCAGAGGAGAGCCGUGGAGAGCACCGAGAUCGAGUGCUACGACAGCCUGACAGCUUGUCUGUUGCAGUCCGAGCUGGUAAACUAUGAGAGAGUGAAGGAGUACUGUCUGAAGGUCCUGAGCCACCAGAGAGACCACUUCAAGGCCAUGUACCGAGCCGGCAUCGCCUUCUAUCACCUGGGUGAUUACGAAUGUGCCCUACGCUACCUGCGUGACGCCAAAAACCGCGAACCCACAGACACCAACGUGCUCCGAUACAUCCAGCUGACAGAGAUGAAGAUGAGCAAGAGUGGACAACGGGAACGAGACAGCGGCAAGGAGACCCAGGGCUAACCUUCGACCUUUCCCCCCUCCUGAACCCUCUGACCUUUCAUCCUACAAGUUGUACCUCCCACUCUCCACUUUCUCUUCCUCCCCUGUUGACUCCUCCUGAUGGCAACCCUGUCAGAAGAGACGCAAUCACCUGCCUGUUACAGACAAACACAUAUCAAGCGCUGUCUGCGACCCACCCUCUUCCUUCUUCCUCUCCCUCUUCUUCUCCCUCUUUCUCCCUCAGGUGCUGUGGUUCCUCUCCCUCGACGCAGUCAGCAAGGAAACUUAAAAAAAAAAAGAAAAAUCAUGAAAAUACAUGGAAGAAGCUGUAAUAUAUACUCAUACAAACCCAUCAUUGUGGUGGAGUCAAAACGAAGCUUCAGCCCAUACACAUGACAGACAGACAUCUGCGUGAUUCAGCAGAUGUUUAAAAAACAUGGAAAGCAUUUUGUUUCUGCUCUCUCGCGCUCUCUUUUUCUCUCCGUUUUAUUCUGAACUCUCGAGGAGAAGUUGGGGGGUCUCGGGAAGCUCGACCACACCGGGAGGAGGGGCAGGGAUGCGUGUGGAAGUGUGUGAAACAGGUUUGGAGAAUAAAAAUGGGUGCGGUGAGGGGGUGUAUAUGUGUAUGAGACACAUGCCAAGACCACAUCCUGAUUUGAUUGUACAUCCUAACCCACCAGGUCUCACUCAGGCCACUUACCCAGACUCUGAGAUGGACUAAUAUAACAAGUAGAAAAAAAAAGCCUGCCUCCGUGCUUAAUCUAUCACUUUUCUGUCUGGAUUUUUCUUUCCUAGAUCCCUUCUAUCUCAGUUUCUUGACUGUUUUUUGAAUUUAAGGGCUAAUUCAAGUGUUUAUAACCCCGUAUUAGGCUUUUUUAAUUUGCUGUCAUACUCAGUAGUGAACAAUCGGUGGUUAAUAGCAUCUGUGUGUGCAGCAAAGAGCCUAAAUUCUCCAAGCGGUUCAUUCCGUUGCCUGAUGUACUUUCGUGCAAACUGGUGUGUCUUGAAUCUGUUGUCCGAACCCCCUCCUGGGUCGUGUGUCGUGUUACUGUUGUUGAGACUGUCGAAGCCCCUCCCUCGCUCCUUCUCAUCAAUUCCACCAUCCUCUGUUCUCCUGUUAAUGAUGUCACAACGGAAAAUAGCCAGUGAGAUCAGACUUCCAUCAGCUGCCGCUGGCUAGAUGGAGAUCCACGAGAAAUCUUUUUCAGAGAGAGAGAGAGAGAGAGACACUUUUAUCCUUUUAUCACUAAUGCUGAGGCUUCCCAGACAUCCAUAAACCACCACGGAGACUCUGGGCAGCGUUAGUGCAGGGAAAACGCACACACACACACACACACAUACACACAUCUGGCCUGAUGGUGCAGACUGCCGUCUUGGAGCACUUCACCUAGAGUGAGUCAUUUGAGAUUUCUCCUGCUUACAGUUUACUGUAUGUUGAUAGAUUAAAACACCUGUGCCGGGCAGAUAACACACAACAUUAGCAUUGCAGACGAUCUGGUUUGUGGAUAUCCAUUACAAGCUGUCAAACUUAUCUUGUGACGUGUGAAGCUGAAUCAUUGAUAUGUGGCUUUUUAUAAUAGCUUUACCACAGGCUUAAAUCUGCCUGCUCUGUUCUGCAGAAGGCUGGAUUGAUCUUUUGUGAGAGCAUGACCUAAAAUAUCCCGUGAAAACCCAGUUUCCUCCUUAUCAUGUGCAAGCCCACCUCCUGCAUGUAACAUGCGGCUCCAGAGCGUUGCUUCAGAUGUUUUGGGAUUGGGAUUAUAUCUGCUCUAUUGCUUUCUGUCAUGGCAUGCUGCCACUCAACUGUUUGCGUAUACCUCUGUUUUAUCCAUUCUGCCCUUUAUAAACACAGAAGGUGGCGACAGACUGUGAUCACAGCAGCAGAAUAGGUAUGAAAUACUUCUUCAAAAUUAGGGUCACCUUCUGCCUUGACUAAAAUAACUGAUUAGUCCACUGCUUAAGAGGCUGAGGAGAAAAUCAAGUCAAAUAACGGCGUUGGGUGAGGCCCCCCCCCCCCUUUCCCCGUUUAUUUCAUUGACCUGCUAUGAGGUAAAUAGGGACCUAAGUGUGUCAAUGGGACUCUGGAGAGACGGCACCACGCGCUGGAGAGACCGGCAUGAAACUGAGAGGCUCCGGUGGAGGGAGAAGUAGGCCAUCAUCAGCCCCACUAAAGCAGCUGCACCUCUAAAUUGGCAGCAAAAAGCAAGUUUUGAGCUUAUUUAUCAUCAUACACUGCACUUAGAAAAAGUGUGUGGACACCUGAGCAUUAAUCUGCAGCCUGAGUUUGCUCCCAUUCAGCCAUGAGAUCAUUAAUGAUGUUGGGCGACGACAAGGCCUGGCUCACAGCCGACGAUGAAAGCGAGGUCUCAGUCUGCAUUGUUGUGCAAGCUGUAGAAUAAGAAAUGUAGCAGCAGCGUGCACCAGAUCAUGAAAAAGCCAAUCAGACGUGCACAAUAUAAACCUCUCUGAGGAACGCAGGCAAAAGUGAUCACAUAAGCAUAAACAUGGCUGUGGCUCAAGAGGUAGAACAGGUCAUUCACUAAUUGAAAAAUUAGUGGUUCAAUCUCUGCCUACUCUAGUCGGCACGCCAAAUCCCAAGUUGCUCUCUACUGUGCACAUCAGCGUGUGAAUGUUAGAUAGAAAGCACAUAGACACAAAGGUGAGCGGAUGAAUCCAAGUAUUGAUACCAGUGCUGUUAUUGGUAAAGAAUCGAUACUUUGUUUCUCUCCUUUUCAGUAAAUAGCCUAACAAAUUGUGUUAAAAUAAUUAUUUUUUGGGAGAUUAAAACAUACACCUUAAACAUGCACUAUAAAAAAUGUCUGAGCCUUUUCGUGCUGACUAUCACAUCUAUUUUAUUUACAGCCUGAAGCACAUUUAAACAACAGAAGUUGAACCAAAGUGCUUUAGAGACGACCACAUUUACAUUCCAGCUCUCCAACAAACACAGUUUCAAAAUACCUGAAAGGCUGCAAGGUGAUUUAGUGGUCAUUAAAAUGUGUUUGGAAUUUGCAAAGUGACAAUGAUCAAUCUCAUAAAUCACAACACACCACUUAAGCCCAAAUAAGCUGCCUUUAUAGGCUAAAACGAUCGAUAUCAGUAUUGGUAUCUGCAAUACUGGCCCGUAUUUACUUGGUAUCGGAUCGAUACCAGAAUUUGCAGCAGAGCACAGCACUACUUCGA
This is a messenger RNA of Pundamilia nyererei, 4232 nucleotides long. It is a transcript of the gene ttc9b, whose product is annotated as tetratricopeptide repeat domain 9B. The coding region runs from base 333 to 1073 and encodes 246 amino acids. The transcript has 3 exons. Lineage: Eukaryota; Metazoa; Chordata; Actinopteri; Cichliformes; Cichlidae. Gene Ontology annotation, molecular function: protein binding. The record is from RefSeq and is a predicted model, not a curated record.